AUGCAUCUUGAAUCAACACUUGAUUAUAUUAGGCGUCAUGGUCAACUUAUUGGACAAUUAAUUAUUCAACGUAUUCAUUUGUUUUCACAAUCAAAUCAACUUCAAUUUGAUACAUAUGAUAAAAAUCAUUCAGAAGUACAAAUGUUAACAAAAUUAGCGAAAAUAAGUAAAACAUUAAAUGAUAGACAUUGGUCUGAUGAUGAAAAUGAAGAAAUUACCUUGAAAAAAGGACAGUUCAAAUUUCUGUCUGAUGAACGAUUCUUCAGAACUCAUUAA
Molecule: messenger RNA, 276 nt
Organism: Rotaria sp. Silwood2
Lineage: Eukaryota; Metazoa; Rotifera; Eurotatoria; Philodinida; Philodinidae
Source: the annotation of a GenBank genome assembly